Molecule: messenger RNA, 303 nt
Organism: Necator americanus (New World hookworm)
Lineage: Eukaryota; Metazoa; Nematoda; Chromadorea; Rhabditida; Ancylostomatidae
Exons: 5
Coding region: 1-303 (100 amino acids)
Source: RefSeq, a predicted model, not a curated record
AUGGAGCUGAUUUAUAUUCUAACUCUUAUAUCACUUCUACUCGCGGUCGUGCUGUCCGAGGAAGAACCAGAGAGCAAAUGCUAUCCGCCUAUCAUGACCUUUGAAAUUCCAGAGAAAAAACCUGAACCCUUACCACUACAAGUUGUAUCCGGGACAACGAAAACAGCGGAAAGGAGUCGACGACGAAAACUUGUACGGUCGAAGACAUUUCACACAAGAAAUUCGAAAAGGAGAGUCCUGAAGAAAAUCAAAACUGUCACACGAAGGAAAAAGGACACAAAAAAACUACUGAAUUCCAAAUAA